AUGAGCAACUUUGCUUCGGCAAUCAAAGGGGGUUCUCAAAAAAAGGAAUGUGGAUCAAGUGACGUGUAUGUUUUAACAAAAGAUGGUGGUAAUUGGGAAGUUGCGUGGUCUACUUGGACGUCAGGUAGCAAUUGUGAUACGACUGCUAGCUGGCAAGAAAUUGGCUGGGUUUUGAAAAAUGCUGUCAAUGAUGAAGAAUAUAACCGUAAAAUGGCCUUUUGCGUCAGAUUAGAUCAUGGAGGUACAUGGCAUGCAGAUGUUAGGGUCCAGAGAUCAUGGAAUCGUCCUUACGGAAACAUAUGGGAUAUGCCAUGUGGCGACUUACAACAAGCUUAUACAGUGACCAAUGAAUGUGCCGUUGACAGAGCCACUGAUUUUUAG
Tetrapisispora phaffii CBS 4417 is the source of this 381-nucleotide messenger RNA. RefSeq lists its product as uncharacterized. The transcript has a single exon. The record is from RefSeq and is a predicted model, not a curated record. NCBI's taxonomy places the organism in Eukaryota, Fungi, Ascomycota, Saccharomycetes, Saccharomycetales, Saccharomycetaceae. The coding region runs from base 1 to 381 and encodes 126 amino acids.